Molecule: messenger RNA, 2903 nt
Organism: Manis javanica (Malayan pangolin)
Lineage: Eukaryota; Metazoa; Chordata; Mammalia; Pholidota; Manidae
Gene: CPT1C
Product: carnitine palmitoyltransferase 1C
Biological process (GO): fatty acid metabolic process; carnitine metabolic process
Cellular component (GO): mitochondrion
Molecular function (GO): carnitine O-palmitoyltransferase activity
Source: RefSeq, a predicted model, not a curated record
GAGGGGAUUGGACGCUGGGAUUCGGAGGAGGCGGGGAUAGAAGUCGGGACGUGAAGGGGGCGGGGAUAGAGGGCCUAGGGCUUGGAAGGGGACGGGUAUAAAACCAGGGACGGAAUACCGGUUAAGCACGCGCGAGGCAGAAAUCGGGGUUCAUGGCUGUUGGAUAGUCGGAGGCGGGUAGAAGCUCCUGAAAACGGUCGGCAGAGUCGUGGACUCGUCGCACUGGGAUUGGACAUAUGCAAGCGGGAGGCUGUUCGGCGCUCUAAUCGGGUGUGUGCUCGGGCUUGGUCUCCAGCAUCCGACCGGCUGCCCCCUGACUCAGCGUGGGCUCUAGCGUGAAAUGGCUGAAGCGCACCAGGCCGUGGGCUUCCGAUCCUCACUGACCUUGGACGGGGCUGAAGUGGAGCUCAGUGCCCCAGUAUUGCAGGAGAUCUACCUCUCUGGACUGCGCUCUUGGAAAAGGCAUCUCUUCCGUUUCUGGAACGACUUUUUCACUGGUGUGUUCCCCGCCAGCGCCCUCAGCUGGCUCUUCCUCUUCAGUACAAUCCAGCUCGCCUGGUUCCUCCAGCUCGACCCUUCCCUAGGACUGAUGGAGAAGAUCAAAGAGCUGCUGCCAGACUGGGGUGGACAGCACCACAGGCUUCGGGGGGUCAUCGCCGCAGCGCUGUUUGCCUCCUGUCUGUGGGGAGCCUUGAUCUUCACGCUUCACCUGGCCCUGAGGCUGCUUCUGUCCUACCACGGCUGGCUCCUUGAACCCCACGGAGCCCUGUCCUCACCCACUAAGACCUGGCUGGCCCUGGUCCGCAUCUUCUCCGGCCGCCACCCAAUGCUCUUCAGUUACCAGCGCUCCCUGCCUUGCCAGCCCGUGCCCUCCGUUCGGGACACCGUGCGCAAGUACCUGGAGUCCGUCCGGCCCGUCCUUUCCGACGAGGACUUCGACUGGACGGCCGCCCUAGCGCAGGAAUUCCUGAGGCUGCAGGCGUCGCUGCUGCAGUGGUACCUGCGGCUCAAGUUCUGGUUGGCUUCCAAUUACGUCAGUGACUGGUGGGAAGAAUUUGUGUACCUGCGCUCCCGGAACUCGCUGAUGGUGAACAGCAACUAUUAUAUGAUGGACUUCCUGUACGUCACGCCCACGCCGGUGCAGGCUGCUCGUGCCGGGAAUGCGGUACACGCCCUCCUCCUGUACCGCCACCGCCUGAACCGCCAGGAGAUCCUGCCAACUUUGCUGAUGGGAAUGCGGCCCUUGUGCUCUGCCCAGUAUGAGAAGAUAUUUAACACUACGCGCAUUCCCGGGGUCCGAAAAGACCACAUCCGCCACCUCCGUGACAGCCGACAUGUGGCCGUCUUCCAUCGGGGCCGAUUCUUCCGUGUGGGGACACACUCCCAAAGUGGCCUGCUUUCCCCGAGGGCCCUGGAGCAGCAGUUCCAGCGAAUCCUGGAUGACCCUUCGCCUGCCUCCCCACAGGAGGAGCACCUGGCGGCCCUGACCGCUGCGCCCAGGGACAUGUGGGCCCAAGUGCGGAGGUCCCUGAAGACCCAGGCAGAGGACGCCCUGGAGGCUGUGGAAGGGGCAGCUUUCUUUGUGUCACUGGACUCUGAACCGGCAGGGCUCACCAGGGAGGACCCUGCAGCUUCCCUGGAUGCCUACGCCCACACCCUGCUGGCUGGCAGGGGCCAUGACCGCUGGUUUGACAAAUCCUUCACUCUGAUCAUCUUCUCCAAUGGGAAGCUGGGCCUCAGCGUGGAGCACUCGUGGGCCGACUGCCCCAUCUCAGGACACAUGUGGGAGUUCACGCUGGCCACAGAAUGCUUCCAGCUGGGCUACUUGGCAGAUGGCCACUGCAAGGGCCAUCCUGACCCCUCGCUGCCCCAGCCCCAGCGGCUGCACUGGGACCUGCCAGACAAGAUCCAUCUGUCCAUUGCUCUAGCCCUGAGAGGAGCCAAGACCUUGUCCGGAAACAUCGACUGCCACGUCUUCCCCUUCUCCCACUUUGGCAAGAGCUUCAUCAAACACCACCACCUCUCUUCAGACAGCUUCAUCCAGAUGGCCUUGCAGCUGGCCCACUUCCGGGACAGGGGUCAAUUCUGCGUGACUUACGAGUCGACCACGACUCGCUUGUUCCUGGAAGGCCGGACGGAGAUGGUGCGAUCUUGCACGAGGGAGGCCUGCAACUUUGUGAGAGCCAUGGAGGACAAAGAGAAGACAGAUCCACAGUGCCUCGCCCUGUUCCGCGUGGCUGUGGAUAAGCACCAGGCUCUGCUGAGGGCAGCGAUGAGCGGACAGGGGGUCGACCGCCACCUCUUUGCGCUCUACGUGGUGUCCCAUUUCCUCCACCUGCACUCGCCUUUUCUGGACCAGGUUGGGGAUAGAGAGAGGGUUCACUCGGAGCAGUGGCUGCUGGCCACCAGCCAGAUCCCUGUUCAGCAAAUCCACCUGUUCGAUGUGCACAAUUACCCCGACUACGUUUCCUCCGGUGGUGGAUUUGGGCCUGCCGAUGACCAUGGUUAUGGUGUUUCUUACAUCUUCAUGGGGGAGGAAACGAUCACCUUCCACAUCUCCAGCAAAAAAUCAAGCACAAAAACGGACUCCCACCGGCUGGGGCAGCACAUCGAGGAUGCACUGUUGGACGUGGCCUCCCUGUUCCAGGAGGGGCGGCGUCUUAGGCGACCGUGCAGAGCGUUAGGGGAGGAGGACUCGGGGCACAGGUGUAGCUCUCUCCCCGGCCACACUAGGAGCUCUAAGGCACCAAUGACACCUGCCAACUUUUGACCCCUUCCGGUGGGGAGCUGGUCUCCCCAGGAAGCAGGGGGAGGGUCUCCGUGGCAGGGCUAGUAUGGGUCAGAGGCAACCUGUUUGGGUUUGGAAACCCCACAUCUGGCCCAAUAAAGAUGUGUGAGCUGGG